Lodderomyces parapsilosis is the source of this 147-nucleotide messenger RNA. RefSeq lists its product as uncharacterized. Lineage: Eukaryota; Fungi; Ascomycota; Pichiomycetes; Serinales; Debaryomycetaceae. The record is from RefSeq and is a predicted model, not a curated record. The transcript has a single exon. The coding region runs from base 1 to 147 and encodes 48 amino acids.
AUGUACGGAGGACCACCACCAAGUGAAGAACAGAAGAAACUACAACAACAAUACGCAUACGAUACCUUAAAGUUUGCUGGCUUAAUUGCUGGUGUCUUGUGGGUUAGCCCAAUUGUGUAUCAUUAUAUUCAAAGACAAUUAAAAUAA